Mauremys reevesii (Reeves's turtle) is the source of this 1457-nucleotide messenger RNA. RefSeq names its product von Willebrand factor A domain-containing protein 5A-like. The coding region runs from base 105 to 686 and encodes 193 amino acids. The transcript has 4 exons. The record is from RefSeq and is a predicted model, not a curated record. NCBI's taxonomy places the organism in Eukaryota, Metazoa, Chordata, Testudines, Geoemydidae.
GCCGGGCGAGGGAGGAUUUUGCUUCCAUCCCUUAGCUUGUCUCUGCCUGCGUGUCCAUCUGUCUGUCCCUCUCUCUGACCAUCUGCUCCCUAGGGUUCGAUUUGAUGGCAGGCCAUUCGCAGUACAGUGCACCGCACACCUUUGCGGUAGUCACUUGCAGUAGUCACUUCUCCACCAGGAUGGUGGCUGUGGAGCACACAAACCACUUAUACAAGCAGCUCCCCCCUCCGAAGUGUCUGUCCUGGCUCUAUCGCCUCUCAGAGUUCAUCUGGCGGAGCUCCCAACAUGAGGGCAGCGAGUCCUGCAAACACAGCACCCCUCCAGGGACUGCGCCCCAGGAAGAGCGGGCACGGGAGGAGUAUCUCCUGCUGAGGCUGGUGUCUCUUCAGAAUGCUGAUGGCUCAUGGGACCUGGACUCCCAGCUGGCUGCCGCACUGGGAGUGAGCAAGACCGAUGCCAGGGGGAGGAUGCCCAGUAAGGACGUGCCCCCCAGUGUCUGGGCCACGGUGCUGGCCGUGGUCUGGCUGCACGGCCGGGCUGCGGGUCUGCGCGACGAGUGGGAGCUGCUGGAGGCCAAGGCUGUGGGCUGGGUGCGGGGCCAAGCAGGGCCCCGGCUGAGCGAAUGCCUGGAAGCUGCCAACACCCUGCUGGGGUGCACCGUUGGCCCUGCCGUCUUCAGGCUCUGAGCCCCCCUGCAGGAUCCCCAUUCCCACCCCCUAAGCUACCCCAACUGGGAAGCCCCAAAGGUCAGCAGGGGGCACUGGGUGUAGACCCACCUUGCUGGCCUGUGCCCAGCCUGGAGCUAACCCCCCACUGAGAUCCCAUCACUGCCACCAAUUUGGAUGCAUCCGGCUCCUGCUGGCUGAAGAGGCGCCAUGGCUGCCCCCCGGCUCCAUCCCACGCUGACCCAGCGUUCAGUAACCCCCACGCAGCUCACAGCUGCCACCUCCUCUCAGGAUUGUGUGGGGGAGUCCUCUGGAUUGCCCGUGUCAAUGGCGCACAUUUAUUCGCUUUUUCCAAAUGACCCUCCAUAGGUGGCUGCACUGACCUUGCCCUGCAUGAGCCAUCGAGUGUAAACCUAGUCCCAUCCGCACGGAGUUCAGCUGUUUGACAGACAGACUGACAGGAUCUUUGCGUGUCCAACACAACUUCAUUUGGUCAUAAUGGCAGAUAUCUCUUCGAUAGACCGUCCGGAACGUGAACCGUAGCCCACGGAUUUGCACACAUUAUUGAUUUGCUCUAUGUCCAAAGUAGAGCUGGUCAGACGUGUUCCAGCUGAACACCGUUCGGUUGGCAGCUGGGAUUCAGUGGGGAAGGCUGACAGGUGGAAGUGGGCAGCAGAGAGAGGACGCUGUGUGUUGUGAAUCUGUCCCCAUUCACCAGCUGCUGAAUUCUCUACCGAAGGAAGAAAUGCUUAAAACCUGGCCAUCCAUCCCGAUGGCCCACCUUGCGCAGCG